Acyrthosiphon pisum (pea aphid) is the source of this 947-nucleotide messenger RNA. Its product is annotated as chorion peroxidase-like. Gene Ontology annotation, molecular function: peroxidase activity; heme binding. Gene Ontology annotation, biological process: response to oxidative stress. The transcript is spliced from 4 exons. The coding region runs from base 45 to 947 and encodes 300 amino acids. The record is from RefSeq and is a predicted model, not a curated record. NCBI's taxonomy places the organism in Eukaryota, Metazoa, Arthropoda, Insecta, Hemiptera, Aphididae.
UUGCAUUUGUCAAAGACGAGCACUCACAAGAUGACUUCAAAACGAUGGCAAUGGCGUACUGGACAAUUUUUAUAGGCCAUGAUCUUUCUCACACGGCAAUGUCUAUAUUGAUGAAACGUAAUAAAUCGGUGAGCUGUUGUUCAGAUGACCGGAUAGAGCUCUCUCCUCGGCACACGACUGAUUUGUGCAUGCAAGUGAAGAUGUCGGGUGAAGAUCCAUUUUUCAGAAACAAUAUUCGUUGUAUGAACUACGUGCGUUCGGUGCCAGCAUUGAGUUCCGAUUGUACUUUUGGACCCAAGGAACAAAUGAACCAAGCUACUCAUUAUUUAGAUGGGUCGAUGAUAUACGGUUCGUCGGCGAAACGGACGUGGUCGUUGAGGACCAACUCGGGCGGCCAACUAUUGACAAGCAUGGGCUUCGAUAUCGACAGCCAAAGCGAACCGGUACAGUCACAGUAUAUGCCACUGGAAGACACCGAAUCGAACGCCUGUCAGUAUGGCAGUGGUACUUGUUAUAGGGCAGGUGACAUCCGGGCAAACGCGCUUCCCCAACUGACGGUCAUGCACACAUUGUGGAUGAGGGAACACAACCGGUUGGCUAAACUACUGUCACACGUCAACCCGCACUGGGACGACGAGCGAAUUUUUCAUGAGGCCAGGAAAAUCGUUACAGCAUCCAUACAACACAUCACUUACGCUGAGUGGCUGCCAGCGCUGCUCGGGGAAAACUACACCAAGCGGAACGGUCUUGAACUGUCGACAAAAGGCUACAGUAACGCGUACAACGAGACCACCGACCCGAGCGUCAGCAACAGCUUUGCGACCGCAGUAUUACCGUUCGCUAAUUCCAUGAUAAGCGACACCAUAAGUUUAUAUACGGAAGGCCGAGUGAUCAACGCAAAUCUUUCGCUGAGGAACAUUACAACCGACCAACUGGUUUACUAUUAA